AUGGCGAAGUCAGCCAUGUCGACGACGCCCUCGGUUCUGGCAGCCAUGUCCUACGGGGCCAUUGUUGAUGUGAAGGACAAGAACAGCCUUUAUGUCAGCAAUCUGAGUGUCAAUGUCACUGAGAACUCGCUGCGGGAGGUCUUCCGCGCCUGCGGCCAGCUGAAUGAGGUGAUUUUCCGCACCUAUCCGGGGUCUCUGAAGUGGUACGCGCAGUUGAACUUCCAAAGUGCAGAUGGCGUGGUGCAAGCCAGCAAGAUGGAAGGCACGCCGAUCUGUGGCACCGCCCUCCGCUGCAGUGCCAUCGACCCCACCAGCAUGGCGGCCCAUGAGGUUUUAGCCCGUGAGCAGGCCAAAGAGGAAGCGGCGACCAAGGCACAGGAGGAGACUGAUGCUGCCAGGCAAGAGUGGCACAAGAAACUGAGGGAGCAUGCUGAGGCUCGGAAGCUGCGUACGGUGCACAUCGACGGCUUGCCGAGCAACACCACGCUGCAGGACCUCCAACGCUUGGGGGAGCAGUUCGGGACAGUGGAGCAGCUGCGCCUCGACCGGGAUGCCAAAGGUGCAGCCUUCGGCCUGGUGCAAUUCAAGGAGCUGGGCAUCGCUCGCGGCUGCUGCCUUCGGCGGACCUUCUUGGUGGACGACCAUGUGGUGGUCUUCUCUGAGUCCAAGUCGGAGGUGAACUCCAUGGACAUCGAAGAGGCCACGGUGGAGUUCCGGCACCCCUGCAUCGACCGGGCGCUGGCCAGCAGCGCCGGUGGAGAGCAGAGCGCACAGGGGAAAUUCUGGGAAGAGCUUGCAGAGAAGCGACGCCAGCUCUACAACACCAAGCUGGAGAUGGUCCGACAGAACGCAGAGGAAAUCCUGGGACCAGGCAUAGCAGCUUCACCACCUCCAUCGCCGCCCGAGGAGGACGACUUCUACGCGUGGGCGAAGCAGGCGGCCGCCUUUGCCGAGGACGUGCUGGGCGCGGUGCACGGCGAAGACGAGAAGCCCGAGGAGCGAGAAGAGGAACCAGAGGAGAAAGGUCCUGUGGACUUGGAGGAGCAUCCUGACAUCGUUCCAGGCACCGAGCUGGCCGUUCUCAACGACUCCUCGGAGGAGGAGAUCUCGGAGGACGACGAGGGCGACGCCGUGGACGUCAUCGGCGGCGCCUUCGCCGACGGCCCCCGAGCCCGGCGGCAGCGGCGGGCCGCGCUGCGAGCACAGCGAGCGCCACGCAGGCCCAAACCGCCGGCGGCCCCGCCGCCGACUCCUGCGCAGUGGGCCGCCCAGCGGCAAUCGGCGCUGGAGCGGCUGCAGGCCUCGCCCGCGCAGUGGGCCGCAGCACGGCAGCGGGCUUUGGAUCGCCUCAAAGCCAAGCGUUCGUCCACGGCUGUGCUGGUGCGACCUGGACCAGGACGAGGAAGACAAAACGCCGUGGAGCUGCUCGAGGAGAUCCAGGUAGACCUGGACGGUGAGCUUGCUCCUGAGGACUUGACGGAGCCCAAACGGGCCAGACGCGCAAAAGGGGAGGACCAGAUGGGAGUUCAACGGACUGGUGCACUUUACGCUUUGUGGUCGCAUCAAAAGCUGGCGGCGGCUGCAGGCGUGGCAAGUGAGAUCAUCAAGGUGAUCUCAGAGGGGAAGAACGCGAGAGAGGAGUGCAAGUCCCUGCUAAGCACAGAGGAAGCCGCAGCUUUGGCCCUUUGCGAUGAGCUCUUGCAGCCGGGCAUGGUGGUCAGUGAGGCCACCUAUUCGGCGGCGCUUGCAGUACUUGGUGAGCGACGCGGCUUCGAGGUGUCGGUGACUGCGGGCUUCUACCUCCUCUUAAGUGCGGUGCUGAAAACCUUUGAUGUGAGACCCCCGGAGGAUCUACCGCAGAUGAAGGCUUGGUGGAGCCUGUGCUUGGCACUGGGCUUGCUGGGCCGCUUGGUGGAAAGCGAGUCCUGCACCCCAGAGCUGCUCCGCUCAGAUCAACAUGGACAUUAUUAUCGCUUGAUCAAGGCUGUGAUGAUUUGCCUCGACAAUUCGGAUUACACCAGGAAUGGCGACUACAUGCCAACGCGCUUUGAUUCCCAAUCCGAUGCGGCCAACCUGCUUUGUGGAGCCAAGACCAAUCAGAACCCCGAGAAUGCCGUAGGCAUCUUGGCUGCGGCAGGCGAUCGGAUUGAAGUGAUGGUGACUCCAACGUCCGACUUGGGUAGGCUGGUCACUGAGCUGAACAAGGUGCAGAUCGGUGGCAAUGCAGACUUGCUGAGAGCCAUUCAGACAGCUCAGUUGGCGUUGAAGCACCGUCAGAAUAAGAAGCAGAAGCAGCGGAUCAUUGCUUUUGUGGGCAGUCCCGUGAGUGCCAGUGACAAGGAAUUGGAAGCCUUGGGCAAGAACCUGAAGAAGAACAGUGUGGCACUGGACUUGGUGAGCUUCGGCGAAGUUGAAGAGAAUGCCCCGAAGUUAGAGAAGCUAAUGAAUGCACUCAACAGCAACGACACAUCCCAUUUGUUGGAGGCCCCUGUAGGGCCCAAGUUGUUGAGCGAUGUCCUCCUAGCUUCCCCCAUCAUCAACCCAGAGGGAGAGGCCGGUGGCAGCGGCGAUGGUGGUGCGGGCUUCGAGUUUGGCAUCAAUCCCAACGAAGAUCCUGAGCUCGCCUUGGCCUUGCGCAUCUCCAUGGAGGAGGAGCGUGCCCGGCAGCAGGACAUGGAUGAUGAGUUGCGACAGGCCUUGCUCUUGUCCAUGCAAGAGAUGGAUCCUGUGCCUGCCACGUCCACACCUGCCGCGUCCGCGCCGGAAGAGGCACCCAAGAGGAAGGCGGAGGAAAUGGAGACAGAGAAGCCGAGUGUGGAGCCUCAAGAGAAGAAGCCGACGACAGAGGGGGAUGCAGUUCUAGAUUCCAGAUGGCUACAAGAUCCCUCUUUCGUCCAAGAGUUGCUUGGUUCCUUGCCUGGUGUGGAUAUCAAUGAUGAGCGCAUCCAAGAAGCAUUGAAGGAGGGCGAAGAAGAGACGACCUGCGAGAAGCUCACGGGUGGGAAAUGCCCCAUUGCAGUUCCUGCGCUGGGCUAUUCAUGCUUGGUGAGCUGUGUAGAGUCGGUGGCCUCCUGCGCCAAGCUGAACCCGCGGAAGCCGGGGGUCAACACCUUUGAGGAUCCCCAUUUGUGCGCCUUGGCAGUUUGCUUUGAUCCUUGGCGAAACGUGGGAUGCAUUCGGGCCUGGCAAGUGAAUCAGGAAUGCGUGGUCUGGGGGCAAAGUACCAUUGUUCUCGUCACCUAUGUGUUGAUGUUCGACGCUUGUCGAAAGAAAGACGUGCUGAACCGAAUCAUUGUGGCACUGAUCACGUUGAUCUUGCUGGGCACCUGCUUUGUGGCCGCGCGAGAGAGCAUGACCCGUUCCGUUUUGACCAUCGUUCCAUUCGGUUUGGUGGUCUAUCUUCGGGCUGCGAAGAAGAUGAAGCACGGAACCACGGUGAACCUGGAGGCAGCUGGGCAAGCUCGUCAGCUAGGAGAAGUCGGCGGUGCCUCGGAUGUGGCUGUGGACAAGAAGCACAACGAGAAGGCCAUCUCGCAGCUUGGUGGUGUGGAGUUGGAGGUGAAACAUGUAGGAUGCGAAAGUGUCGUCAGGCUCUGCUUGGUCAAGGACGACUGUCGCACAUCAUAG
Messenger RNA from Durusdinium trenchii, 3627 nucleotides. Lineage: Eukaryota; Dinophyceae; Suessiales; Symbiodiniaceae. The record is from the annotation of a GenBank genome assembly.